GUGAAAUAAAGCUGUCAUUUUUUUUUGUUUUUAAGACACAAAACCUUUGUCUGGGUAUUUGGUGGAAGGAAAAAAUUUGUGAAGCUGACCUGGGGCUGGGGUGGGUGCUAUCCUUUCUCUAAAGAUUUAAAGUUUAUUCAGGUUUUACUGUAUAUUAAUAAUACUGAGGCCAUUCUCUCUCUCUGGCAACUGCAACUUGUUGAUGGGAGUUUGGCUUUUAGAUUAAUGGGAUUUACAGUUCAUGUCUUGUCAUCACAAAACGCGUUGCCUUUCCGUGUUACAUUUCUUUUCUCUUCUUUGUUUUUAGUUUGCUUAGUGUGAAAUAAACCAGAUCUGCAUUUGGCUUUGUACGAAACGCAAAAUCAAACAUUCUUUGCUGCUGCAGAUCAAGGUGGAAACUUUAGAGUUGCUUUUGAAAAAUAGUAAAGUGAAUUCAUAAUACGUUUUGGAUGGUGGGUUCGUGAUCUGUUGGGAAGGUAGUUCAUUUGACGACUGCGGAUUGAGGCGGAAACUUUGGACUUGUUUUUGCAAAAUACUUCAGUUUAAGUAAAUUGGAAGAAGGCUUGUUCAGAUUUGUGGGAGAUCUUGUUCAUUUGAAGGAAUUUACCUUUUGAUUGAGGUAGACAACGUGGUAAUGGGUUAUUGAGGAUGAUGGGAAAUAGUUUGAUUUUGAGGCGAAGGAUUUGUUAAGUUAGAGGUCUUGGGCCAAAGGUGAAGACCUUGCUUUGGUAGAUAUGGCCUCUGGAGAAGGGAGGCGUCAUCGUCAUGAUCUUGUGCCUCUUGCUGCUUUGAUCAGCAGAGAGAUGAAGAAUGAGAAGAUGGAGAAGCCGACUGUGAGAUAUGGGCAUGCGGCUCAGUCUAGGAAAGGAGAAGAUUAUUUCUUGAUUAAAACCGAUUGUCAGCGAGUACCUGGGAAUCCUUCAUCAACCUUCUCUGUUUUUGCGAUCUUUGAUGGGCACAAUGGUAAUGCUGCAGCAAUUUUUACAAGGGAGCACCUUUUGAGUCAUGUAUUGAGUGCUGUUCCCCGUGGCCUUGGGCGGGAAGAGUGGCUUCAGGCUUUACCUCGGGCAUUAGUUGCUGGAUUUGUAAAGACAGACAAGGAGUUUCAGAGUAGAGGGGAAACAUCGGGUACUACUGCCACAUUUGUAAUAGUUGAUGCAUGGACAGUGACUGUUGCUUCUGUAGGGGAUUCUCGAUGUAUUUUAGAUACUCAGGGUGGUGCAAUCUCCACCUUAACUGUUGACCACAGACUUGAAGAGAAUGUGGAAGAGAGGGAACGUGUGACCGCUAGCGGGGGUGAAGUUGGGAGGCUCAGCAUUGUCGGUGGUGCUGAGAUUGGUCCUCUCCGUUGUUGGCCAGGAGGUUUAUGCCUGUCUAGGUCAAUAGGAGACAUGGAUGUUGGAGAGUUUAUAGUUCCCAUACCAUAUGUAAAGCAAGUGAAGCUGUCAAAAGCGGGUGGGAGGCUUAUAAUUGCUUCUGAUGGCAUUUGGGAUGCCCUAUCAUCAGAAAUGGCUGCGAAAUCUUGCCGAGGAUUGCCAGCUGAACUUGCUGCUAGACAAGUUGUUAAGGAAGCAUUAAGGACACGAGGUUUAAAGGAUGACACAACUUGCAUUGUCGUCGACAUAAUUCCUCCCGACAAUUCCAUACAGCCUUUGCCCCCUCCCAAAAAGCAGAAUAAACUGAGAGCAUUAUUAUUCAGGAAGAGGUCUCAUGAUUCUGCAAACAAACUAUCAAAGAAGCUUUCAGCUGUUGGUAUAGUGGAAGAACUGUUUGAAGAAGGCUCAGCAAUGCUUGCUGAAAGACUAGGAAACGAUGACUCUGCAGCGCAAACAACAUCUGGUCUUUUCACAUGUGCUGUAUGCCAAGUUGACCUUGCUCCAAGUGAGGGCAUCUCAGUUCAUGCUGGUUCCAUAUUCUCCACCAGCUCAAAGCCCUGGCAAGGGCCCUUCCUUUGUGCUGAUUGCCGCAAUAAAAAGGAUGCCAUGGAAGGAAAACGCCCAAGUGGAGUUAAAGUGGCGUAACUUUUUCUUUAUUUGCCUCAUUCUUUGCCCCAUGAUUGUUAUUCUUUUGAUAGCAACCUUUUUACUAGGCCAGGCAAUUGUUAUGAAUCUUACUACAUUGUGCAUUAAAUGUAUAUGUAAUCCCACUGAAUAAUAAUGUAAAAGGAGCAUUAUCAUUUAAAAAGUGUCAGUCUAAGUAGCAUAUGUACUA
Messenger RNA from Theobroma umbraticum, 2211 nucleotides. Its product is annotated as Protein phosphatase 2C family protein. Gene Ontology annotation, molecular function: protein serine/threonine phosphatase activity. The record is from RefSeq and is a predicted model, not a curated record. Lineage: Eukaryota; Viridiplantae; Streptophyta; Magnoliopsida; Malvales; Malvaceae. Gene Ontology annotation, biological process: protein dephosphorylation.